UAUUUUACAAACGUAAUAUUCAAGUGUUGUUUCAGGUGUUAAUUUUCAACGCGACUUAACGAUUUUCUCGGUCGUGUUUAAACGUAUUUAUGUACCUUUAAUCGUAAAUGACGAACGCGAUAUAUACACUGUAUAAUCAUAGUUUAAACAUAUGGGCCGUGUGAAACAAAAAAGCUAAACUAUGACCGUGGCUGUAUGUGAAUUGAACAACAGUGAGUGACUGACUAGCUGUGCGCGUUUCUAAUAUCUAAUCCUCCUCUAAGUAAAUUAGUAUUAUUUUAUAACUAAUCUAAAAUGAAGAGCAUUGCGCAUGGUUUUCGGUAUCACCAGCUGAAAGACGACAGUCUGUGGGAUGUGGAAGAUGAUGCUGAUUUUGAAAACACAACGCAAAUGGUGCGGGUCCCUCGGAUACCAGAUGCUAAUAACUGUACACCGAGCACGUCUAAAAUCAAAAUUAUUAUUGAAGGGAUGAGCUGUCAGAGUUGUGUUAGAAAUAUUGAAGGAACUAUUGGUGCCCGAAAUGACGUUGUAAAUAUUAGAGUAGUCCUAGAAGAGAAGGCCGGUUAUAUUGAAUACAAAAAUCUUAAAACUUCGGCACAAGAAUUAGCAGACGCAAUUGAAGAUAUGGGCUUUGGCGCAUCUCUACCUUUACUAACAAACGAUACUGCAAGUGAUGAUGUUUUAAAACCUGCAAUAAGUACGUGCAGUAUACACAUUGACGGGAUGACUUGUGGGUCUUGCGUUAAAAGUAUAACAAGUGUAAUCUCAGAAAAGGUAGGAGUGAAAGAAAUCGAUGUCAGCCUAGACGCGAAAGAGGCAAAAGUAUCCUUCAGCAGUGGUGAUAUAACUGCUGAUCAAAUAGCAACUUAUAUUGAAGAGAUGGGGUUUGAUGCAUUCGUUAAGGAAGUUAAUGGACGGUUGAAGAAACCUCAUGCGGACACUGGAACUAAUAAUAACUUGAAAAACGGAGAUGUAAUUGUGCAAUUGAACGGCGGAGGUGACAUUGUAAUUGACGCUGUACACUUAUCCAAAUGUUUUUUGCACAUCAAGGGAAUGACGUGCGCGUCUUGUGUUGCUGCUAUUGAAAAACAUUGUAAAAAAUUAUAUGGGGUAGACAGUAUCUUAGUCGCCCUAUUAGCUGCAAAAGCUGAGGUCAAAUAUGAUCCAGAGAAAAUAGCACCAGCUGAUAUUGCUUCCAGUAUCUCGGAUCUUGGCUUUCCAACAUCUUUGAUCAAUGAACCUGGUUCUGGAGAAGGAGAAGUUGAGCUGAAGAUUGCAGGAAUGACCUGUGCCUCAUGUGUGAAUAAAAUAGAGUCUUCUGUAAAGAAGUUACCUGGUGUAAACUCUGCAGCGGUUGCUCUCACAACUCAGCGUGGAAAAUUCAAAUAUGAUCCAGAGCAAACUGGUGUUAGAGACAUUGUCGAAAGUAUCAACAAAUUAGGUUUCACUGCUAGUUUAUUUAGCAAUAAAGAUAAAGAAAAUAGAGGCUAUCUGGACCACAAGGAAGAGAUUCAGAAAUGGCGUGUUGCAUUUUUGAUAUCUCUGAUAUUUGGUGUGCCAUGCAUGAUAGCAAUGACGUACUUCAUGUUAGUUAUGUCUUUAGGUGAGAAAACUCACCACGAUAUGUGUUGCAUAAUACCUGGUCUUUCAUGGGAAAAUCUGAUUCUAUUUGUCUUCUCAACUCCCGUCCAGUUUUUUGGUGGCUGGCAUUUCUACGUCCAAGCCUAUAGGGCGCUCAGACAUGGCUCCACUAACAUGGAUGUUCUCAUCUCAAUGACCACAACCAUAUCGUAUGUUUACUCAGUUGCCGUUCUAACUGCGGCGAUAGCAAUGCAGCAGCAAACUAGUCCGCAAACUUUCUUUGACACCCCGCCAAUGUUGUUAGUGUUCAUUAGUUUAGGAAGAUGGUUGGAGCAUGUUGCUAAGGGAAAGACGUCUGAAGCCCUGUCCAAGUUAUUAUCUUUGAAAGCAACAGAAGCAACCCUCGUCACAUUAGGAACCAAUAAUGAAAUACUUUCAGAGCGUUUGAUAAGCAUUGAUUUAGUGCAACGUGGGGAUACACUAAAGGUAGUUCAAGGUGCCAAAGUCCCAGUUGACGGUAAAGUCAUCUCAGGUCAUUCGACAUGCGAUGAAAGUUUAAUAACUGGUGAAAGCAUGCCAGUGCCAAAAAAGACUGGAUCUUCUGUUAUUGGAGGGUCAAUCAAUCAAAAUGGGCCACUAAUAAUUACGGCCACUCACACUGGAGAGCAUACGACUUUAGCACAGAUUGUCCGUUUGGUUGAAGAAGCCCAAACAAGCAAGGCACCUAUCCAACAAUUAGCUGAUAAAAUAGCCGGAUAUUUUGUACCUUUCGUUAUUGCUGUCUCAACAAUAACUUUGAUUGCUUGGACGGUUGUUGGCUACGUUGACAGAAGCAAAUUGCCAAUACCUGAUGAUGACUACAUAAAGAAAAAUGGCGGGAACAGAGAGGAACUAAUUUUCCAGUACGCAUUUCGGUGCGCCUUAUCAGUGCUUGCCAUUGCGUGCCCUUGUGCAUUGGGACUGGCCACCCCAACUGCCGUAAUGGUUGGCACUGGAGUUGGAGCAUUGAAUGGUAUUUUGAUCAAAGGAGCAGAGCCACUUGAAAAUGCACACAAAGUUAAGUGCAUUGUAUUUGAUAAGACCGGAACUGUCACACACGGUGUACCUGUCGUAACUAGAAUUGGCCUGUUUGUUGAUGACAAAGUUUGCUCCAUCGCGAAACUCCUCUCUUUAGUUGGAACUGCGGAAGUCAACAGUGAACAUCCAAUUGCGUCAGCUAUUGAAAGGUACGUGAAACAGACAAUUGGAACGGAAGUGAAUGGGCAAUGUUCAAAUUUUCAAGCAGUCCCUGGAUGUGGUCUGAAGUGUAAAGUGUCUCAUCUUUCUGUCAUGAUGUCACACGCCGUAAAAUCAGAGAAGGUUGUUAAUUAUACAAACCAAGCCAGAAACGCAACUACUGGGACAUUUAAUCUGAACGGUGUACCUGUGGAUAUUGUGCUAUCAGCUGGAUCCGUUCAGGAGAGACAGAACUUGGAUUUACAAUUAUUAUUGAGUCCAGAUACUCACGGAGAUCAAACUGAUUCUAACGAUGUGUAUGAAGUUGUGAUAGGAAAUAGAGAAUGGAUGAAAAGGAAUGUAAUUAAUGUACCAACAGAUGUUGACUUGAGAAUGUCCGACGAAGAAGACUUAGGUCAUACUGCUGUUUUAGCAGCUAUAAAUGGAACCUUAGUUUCUAUGAUCAGCGUGGCUGAUACUGUGAAGUCAGAAGCACAUUUAACAGUCUAUACCCUAAAAAAAAUGGGUCUCGAAGUCAUUCUGUUGACUGGUGAUAACAGAAAAACUGCCGCAUCUAUCGCUAGGCAGGUCGGUAUCAGUAGAGUUUUUGCAGAAGUAUUACCGUCACACAAAGUGGCAAAAAUUCAACGAUUGCAAGAACAAGGGCUGAGAGUAGCAAUGGUUGGGGAUGGUGUAAACGAUAGUCCAGCUCUCGCUCAAUCAGAUGUUGGUAUUGCGAUCGCAUCUGGAACUGAUGUUGCCGUAGAGGCAGCUGAUGUUGUGUUGAUGAGAAAUGAUUUACUCGACGUUAUUGCUUGCCUGGAUCUCUCACGAAAAACAGUUCGCAGAAUACGAUUAAACUUUUUGUUUGCUAGUAUAUAUAAUUUGUUGGGCAUUCCAAUUGCGGCUGGAAUGUUCAGUCCUCUAGGAUUUACUCUCCAACCUUGGAUGGCUUCAGCAGCUAUGGCUCUCAGUUCGGUAUCCGUUGUUGGAAGCUCACUUAUGCUAAAAUUAUAUCGUAAGCCAACGAGAACAGAAUUGGAAACGCCGGAAUACAUUUCGGCAAUGCAAGCUUACUUUGCUGCAAGAAGUAUGGACCUGGACACAAUAUCUAUACAUCGUGGUGGAGAUGACGAAACAAUACCCGCAUUACUGAGAUCAUCUUCCACGUUAUCAAGGUUGUUUGGAAGAACAAAAAAUGCAGAAGGUAGACUUCUCGGGGAUGACAACGAAGAUGCUGAUCUCGCCAUAAGUUUUACUGGGAGUAAGAAAGAUAGAAAAAAUGCUACAGAAAUGACUCCAUUAUAAACGAGGUAAAUGUUGUUGCUGUAAAGCUCGUGCUAACGUGACCAUAAUUUUAUUCAAUAUUUAUUCUCAAGUUGAACAGAUAUACAAUUUUUCAUGCAAGAAAUAACAUUUACAACUUUUUAUAGCCUUAUAUCAAUGAUCUGAUCGUCAGCUGAUAAAAGCAGAAGCUAUAUGUGAUCAUGGUAUGUCUAGUUAUUACUACCAUUCGGACUCAUUCUAAGUAAUGU
This is a messenger RNA of Diprion similis, 4331 nucleotides long. RefSeq names its product copper-transporting ATPase 1 (gene ATP7). Gene Ontology annotation, cellular component: perinuclear region of cytoplasm; membrane; trans-Golgi network. Gene Ontology annotation, biological process: copper ion homeostasis; monoatomic cation transport. The coding region runs from base 295 to 4104 and encodes 1269 amino acids. Gene Ontology annotation, molecular function: ATP hydrolysis activity; P-type divalent copper transporter activity; copper ion binding. The transcript is spliced from 13 exons. Lineage: Eukaryota; Metazoa; Arthropoda; Insecta; Hymenoptera; Diprionidae. The record is from RefSeq and is a predicted model, not a curated record.